Culicoides brevitarsis is the source of this 2680-nucleotide messenger RNA. RefSeq names its product protein gone early (gene goe). Gene Ontology annotation, molecular function: metalloendopeptidase activity. The transcript has 9 exons. The record is from RefSeq and is a predicted model, not a curated record. Gene Ontology annotation, biological process: proteolysis. Bases 92 to 2524 code for a protein of 810 amino acids. NCBI's taxonomy places the organism in Eukaryota, Metazoa, Arthropoda, Insecta, Diptera, Ceratopogonidae. Gene Ontology annotation, cellular component: plasma membrane.
CUGAACCGGAAUGCACGAUCAAGAGCAGCGGUGUCUUGGAAUAACAAUCUAAUUAUUAAUAUUAUUAAUUUUAAUAAAAUUUCCAUCGAAAAUGUCUUCACCAGACGAGACAAAUAAGUCAAACAACGACACUUCCGAAGACACAAUUCCACUUAAAAAUGCCGACAAAUCAAAUGGCAGCAAAAACAGCCUUUGCAAAGAUCAAUCCAGUGAUGCCACCAUCGAUAUUAACGACACAACGACAAAAGAACGGAAAAAGAAUAGAUUUAUAGGCACCUACGACGAUGUCCUCAAAGGCCUCGAGCUCACCCAAAAAUCUCGCUCAACAUUCAUCGCACUCAUAGUCGUUAUCCUUUUACUCCUCCUCACAAUUAUUAUCUUAAGUAUUUUGUGGCCCAGCAUUCCAUCUUACCUCAAGUAUCCAGUGUGCAACAGCAAAGCCUGCCUCGAAACGAGUUUGCAGAUUCUCUCGUGGUCCGAGCCCGAUGUCGAGGAUGCUUGUGAUGCUCCGCGCGCCUUAACCUGCGGACGUUUCCACGAAGAAUUCCAGGAACAUGAACUUUAUAAUCGUUACCGCGGCGAAUGGAAUUCCCGUAGUUUGUACAAAUACCGCGAAAUCAUGGACAUUAAUAAUUUUAUCACGAAACAACUCGUUAACUCGACGGGCAGCGGCGUUUUUAUCAAGGAAUUGUACAACAGUUGCCUGAAAUUGGACAAGACAGAUCGAGACAGCAGUUUUUCGUACUUGAAACGCGUGCUACGAUCAUUGGGUGGUUGGCGUAUAGUUGAUGAUGCUUUGAGUAAAUGGCAUUUAAAUAAAUGGACAAUUAAGGAAAGUCUGCCAGUUUUACACGAUAAAUUCGGGAUCUCGUUGUUCUUUAAGAUUUCUGUGAGAGAUCGAGAUACUCCACCAUAUGGUAAGAUAAUUGCCAUCAGUGAAGGAGAUUUUGGAUUGCCGCACAAAGAUUUGUAUCUCAUCGAUGAACAUAGUGAGAUAAUUCAAUCAUAUUUGGAGUUCCUGGCAAACGUCUUCAAACUCUUUGAUCGCACGUCGGAAGAAGCUAAAAAGUUCGCCAAAAUCGUUUACAACUACGAAAAACGAAUUGUCAAAGAUGCCUAUUACCUUAACAAAGAAGUUCCCAGCACUGGAGAAAUCAUUCAACUUGGACGUCUUUUCCAAGAUGUAUCCUCUCUCGCGGUUUACGAUACCGUCAAAACAAUUUUCUCUAAAACUCGCUUGUCUGACACGACGGAUAUUUGGGUGGAGGAUUUGGAUAAACUUAAGGAAGCUUCUCGCAUUGUUUCAUCAACGGAGGCAUCGGUUCUUAAUGACAUCGUAGCAUGGUCAAUAAUCAAAAAAUUGCUGCCUUAUCUCUCGAGAGAUUUUCAAAAUAUUAACGCUCAAUUCCAUUACGACACGUAUCACAUUGAAAAUUUGGAGCCCACGUGGUACCAAUGCACCGAUACCGUUAAUAACUUUGUUCCUGUUGGCUUGGAAGUGCUUCGGCUUCAAAACCAACCACGUUUACGGACAUCGACGCAAAGCAAGGAGUACAUUCAGACAAUUUUUGAUGAACUCAAAGGCGUUGUCAAUGAAGAAAUUAACGAUGCUGUGUGGAUUAGCGAAGGUUUGAGCAAAUAUCUCAUCGAUAAAGUGUCAAAAAUGUCAAUCCAGAUCGGCGUUCCAUCUGAAGUUGUGCGCGACGAGAGAUUUUUGGAGAAUUAUUACUCGGAAUAUUUGCCACAAACGAUAACUUUUGUCGAAAAUGUCGAGCAAUUGUGGACUUUUGAGAAAACAAUUUUGGAAAAGCAGUUGGGAGAGUUGCCGCAUCAGGAUGAAUUAAUGUACGAAAUGUUCCCCGUUUCUGGAAGCAAAUAUCGUCCCGUGCGAUAUUCGAGUAACUUGAACACUUUGGUCAUGCAAGACAACCUGUUGCGUCAUAAUUACUUCAACAAAGAUAUUCCAAUUUCAAUAAAUUUUGCGAGAGUUGGUACAGAUAUUGCCGAAGCUCUUGUUGAAGCCAUUCAAACAUUAUCUCACCGCUACUCAAAUGACGUCCAGAGCUCAAAACCUUUGCCAUACGGAACUGUUAUCGAAGAACAAACCACUCGCUGUUUAAAACUCGCAACUCCUUUUGGUGUCCUCCCCAUCGAUGCGCAACGUGCUCAACUUGUGUCACUUUCCGCCACAAAACUCACAAAAACUGCCAUUACCGUAGCACUGAACAAGCUCAAGACGAAAGAUGAUCGCAGUGUCGCUCAAUUCGGACAUCAUUUAAGCGACGGUGAUCACGAACGACUUCCAAGUUUGCAAAAAUACGAUGCGCAUCAACUGUUUGAUUUUGUUCUCUUGCAACGACAUUGCAGUUCGGCUGCUUUGUCGUACAAAAAAUUGAAGCCAUUUGUCGAACAUGUCCUCGCCGAAGAAGAAACCUUUGAGAAUUUGUGGGAUAACGUCAAGCCGCUGCGAAAAGACUUUGAUUGCUCGAGCAAGAGUGCUGGAAAAUGUGAAAAAUUGUUAUGAUUCGUUCUGUGUCCUUCAGGAUUUUGCUUUCUUAUUUAAAUUUUAGACGGUUAUUGUUUCAAGUUAUACAACGAUUGGAUGCAAAAAUUUGAUAAUUUGAUACCUGAUAAUAUAUUUUAUUUUAUUUUAGGUUUAAAGCUGAAAAUGAGAUCAAUA